Dothidotthia symphoricarpi CBS 119687 is the source of this 627-nucleotide messenger RNA. RefSeq lists its product as uncharacterized. Bases 1 to 627 code for a protein of 208 amino acids. The transcript has 4 exons. Lineage: Eukaryota; Fungi; Ascomycota; Dothideomycetes; Pleosporales; Dothidotthiaceae. The record is from RefSeq and is a predicted model, not a curated record.
AUGGCCGCCAACCCAUUUAGACCCUACUUGAAGCUCACAACAGACAUAAACCUUGCGCAAGACUACACCCGUAGCCGCCGUGGCCGCCAUAAGCUGGCACAGGCUGUUAUCUUAGAAUACCACGACUUCAUCAGAAAUGAGUUCCAGCCAAACGAGGCGACCUUCAACGCUGCAACCUCGACUCACAUUCCACUUGCAAUUGGAGAAGACUGCUUGCCGCAAACGGUACUGAACUGCUCCAAGGCACGCCUCUUUAUCACAGGUGAUUCCCCGCUCACAUACGCCUUAAAUUACAGGAUCAAGACCACCACUGCUGGUUUGCUGGCUGCUGAUUUCUGUGUGAAGAACGGAAGAGGGUCAUACCAACGACAUGACAACGAAGACCAAAAAGCGGAGGAGCAAGCAACACAAAUCUGCCACCAAAACGCGUGUAACAACUGUGCAAGCAUUCAGCAACACUCUUCGAUAUCGGCCAAAGCCUUAACUGGAUUCGAUGUCGCAGCAACCGUUUUCUGGGAUGACAAGACGCUCUCGUGUCUCAUUGUGCUAAAGCCAUUGCUCUAUCCAACAGCCCAAAUGAUUCCGUCACGACCUGAAAGCUUGGUAGGUCAAGAAACGCCAUUCUAG